Messenger RNA from Epinephelus lanceolatus (giant grouper), 6229 nucleotides. RefSeq names its product insulin receptor a (gene insra). Gene Ontology annotation, molecular function: insulin receptor substrate binding; insulin receptor activity; ATP binding. Gene Ontology annotation, cellular component: insulin receptor complex; plasma membrane; axon. The record is from RefSeq and is a predicted model, not a curated record. Lineage: Eukaryota; Metazoa; Chordata; Actinopteri; Perciformes; Serranidae. Gene Ontology annotation, biological process: glucose homeostasis; positive regulation of MAPK cascade; positive regulation of kinase activity.
AUGGGGUCUUAUUCGGAGUCAGUUAUGUGGCUCCGGACUUUGUGUUUUGUUUUGACCGCUGUCUGCUUUUUGAUGAGCUGUCAUCGAGCGAGUGCAGAGAUUUGUCCAAGCAAGGACAUCCGCAACAAUGUGACCAACCUACAUACGCUAGAGAACUGCACUGUGAUCGAAGGCCACCUGAAGAUCUUACUCAUGUUCAGGACCAAGCCUGAGGAUUUCCGGGGCCUCAGUUUCCCCAAACUGAGGGUGGUCACUGACUACCUGUUGCUCUUCAGAGUUUAUGGCCUGGAGACCCUCAGUGAUCUCUUCCCCAACCUAACUGUCAUCAGAGGCAACAACCUGUUCUUCAACUACGCCCUUGUGAUGUUCGAGAUGCUCCAGCUGCGAGAGAUCGGUCUCCAUAGCUUGAUGAACAUCACCCGCGGAGCAGUGAGAAUCGAAAAGAACCCAGAUCUGUGCUAUCUCUCCACUCUGGACUGGUCCAAGAUCCUAGACUCAGUGGAGGACAACUACAUCAUGGCCAACAAGAACGACAGAGAGUGUGGAGACGUGUGCCCAGGCGCAGCCAUCGGAAAGACCACCUGCCAGACCACCACCAUCAAUGGACACUUCAGUGAACGCUGCUGGACUCAGAACCACUGUCAAAGAAUGUGCCCUGUUCAGUGCAAACAUCGAGCCUGCACCAAGGACGACCAGUGCUGCCACGACCAGUGCCUGGGUGGCUGCUUGAAGCCUCACUCAGCCGGUCACUGCGUGGCCUGCCGCGGCCUCCAGUAUGAGGACAAAUGUGUGGAGCGGUGCCCCGAAAACCACUUCACGUACAAGGGCUGGCGCUGUGUCUCUUUCGCCUUCUGCCAGGAUCUCCACAACAAAUGCAAGCGGGAGAAGGAGCACAGCAAGAGCCCCGACUGCCACGAGUACGUCAUCCACAACGGUGCCUGCAUCCCUGAGUGUCCCUCCGGCUACACGACCGUCAACUCCUCCUCCCUCAACUGCACUCCAUGUGCAGGGCUUUGUCCCAAGGUAUGUAUGGGUCUGAAAACUGUGGACUCUGUAACAGCUGCCCAGGAUCUAAGAGGCUGCACUGUUCUCAACGGGAGCCUGGUCAUCAACCUGCGUGGAGGAAACAACAUAGCAGCUGAACUGGAAGCCAGCCUGGGCCAGCUGGAGGAGAUCACUGGCUACCUGACAGUGCGACGUUCAUACGCCCUCGUAUCCCUUUCUUUUUUCCGCAAACUCCGUGUUAUUCGUGGAGAGGAACAGGAAAUCGGGAAUUAUUCAUUUUAUGCCCUGGACAACCAGAACCUGCGGCAGCUUUGGGACUGGUCCAAACACAAGCUGACCAUCCUCCAGGGACGCAUGUUUUUCCACUACAACUCCAAACUCUGCAUGUCUGAGAUUCGCAAGAUGGAGGAGGUGACAGGGACCAAAGAGCGGCAAGUCAAGAAUGACAUCGCCUCCAAGACCAAUGGAGACCAGGCUUCAUGUGAGAACCAUGUGUUGAAGUUUACCCAGAUUCGAACCAUGAGUGAUAAAAUAAUGGUUAAGUGGGAAGCCUUCUGGCCGCCAGACUUCAGAGACCUGCUGGGCUUCAUGGUGCUCUACAAAGAAGCACCCUUUCAGAACGUAACCGAGUUUGACGGGCAGGAUGCCUGUGGCUCCAACAGCUGGGUGAUUGCUGAUGUGGACCCUCCGCGUCGAGCCACAGAGGGGGACAAAGAACAGUUCGAGCCAGGUCAUCUCAUCCUGCCACUGAAGCCCUGGACGCAGUACGCCAUUAUGGUGAAAACCCAGCUCUCAGCCUCUGACGAGCAUCAGGUCCACGGAGCCAAGAGCGAAAUCAUCUAUGUUCGCACAAACGCCACCAAGCCGUCAGUCCCACUGGACCCCAUUUCCUCGUCCAACUCUUCCUCCCAGAUCAUCCUUAAGUGGAAACCUCCCAAUGACCCCAACGGCAACAUCACUCACUACCUGGUCUUCUGCCAGCGCCAGCCCGAAGCCAGCGAGCUCUACAAGUUUGACUACUGUCAGAAGGGGAUGAAGUUGCCGUCACGAGUGCCCACUCAGGUGGACAGUGACGAGGAGCAGAAGUGGAACCAGACGGAGGAGCAGGGCCAGGGGACACGAUGCUGCGCCUGCCCCAAAACCGACAAGGAGCUCAAGAAGGAGAAAGAGGACUCAGAGUACCGUAAAACCUUUGAGAAUUACCUCCACAACGAAGUCUUUGAGAUCAAACGCUCAAGACAGCGGCGUUCUGUGAUGGGCAUUGCCAACAGAACGCACCCCUUCCUCACCACCGCCCCCAGCCCACCCCAGGGCACGGACAUCCCCGAGGAUGAGGAAACCUUUGAAAGCACCAAGACGGUGGUCACGGUCCACGCAAAGGAGUCCACUGUCAUCUCAAACCUGCGACACUUCACCAGCUACCAGAUUGAGGUCCACGCCUGCAACCACCCGACCGACCCGGCCCGCUGCAGCAUGGCAGCGUAUGUCAGCGCCCGUACAAUGCCUGAAGACAAAGCUGAUGACAUUGAGGGUCCCAUCACUUACGAGGUGACAGAAAAUUCAGUGCACAUCAUGUGGUUAGAACCGCUGGCCCCUAAUGGUAUGAUCAUCCUGUACGAGGUCAACUACAAGAGACUGGGAGACACUGAGGAGCUGCACUACUGCGUGUCGAGGAACAUGUACAAAGUGACCCGUGGUUGCAAGCUGAAAGUGAUGCAUCCUGGGAAUUACACGGUGAGGAUCCGGGCCACCUCGCUGGCUGGGAACGGAUCCUGGACUGAGCCCACGUACUUCUACGUCCAGGAUGCAAGUGAUCCUCUCCACAUCGUGAAGAUCGUCAUCGGGCCGGUCAUCUGCUUCAUUCUGCUCCUGUUUGUGGCUGUGGCAGGAUUUGUUAUGUUUAAGAAGAAUCAAACUCAAGGGCCUAGUGGUCCCAUCUAUGCCUCUUCCAACCCAGAGUAUCUCAGUGCUAAUGACGUGUACGAGGAGGAUGAGUGGGAGGUGGGCAGAGAGAAGAUCCACAUUUUGAGGGAACUGGGUCAAGGCUCCUUCGGCAUGGUCUACGAGGGCAUCGCCAAGGACAUCAUCAAGGGCGAGGGGGAAACGCACGUAGCGGUGAAGACGGUGAACGAGUCGGCCAGCCUGAGAGAGAGAAUCGAGUUCCUGAACGAAGCCUCGGUCAUGAAGGCCUUUAGCUGCCACCAUGUGGUGCGUCUCCUGGGUGUUGUGUCUAAAGGCCAGCCCACCCUGGUGGUGAUGGAGCUGAUGACCCACGGAGACCUGAAGAGCUUCCUGCGCUCUCUGCGACCUGAUGCCGAGAACAACCCUGGACGUCCACCACCCACUCUGAAGGAGAUGAUCCAAAUGGCCGCUGAGAUCGCAGACGGCAUGGCUUACCUUAACGCCAAGAAGUUUGUCCACAGAGACCUGGCAGCCAGAAACUGCAUGGUGGCUCACGAUCUCACCGUCAAAAUAGGAGACUUUGGUAUGACCAGAGACAUCUACGAGACCGACUACUACAGGAAGGGAGGGAAGGGCCUGCUGCCCGUCAGAUGGAUGGCACCUGAGUCUCUGAAGGACGGAGUCUUCACUGCACAUUCAGACUGCUGGUCGUUUGGGGUUGUGCUGUGGGAGAUCAGCACACUGGCCGAGCAGCCGUACCAGGGCCUGUCCAACGAGCAGGUCCUCAAGUUUGUCAUGGACGGAGGCUACCUGGACCGGCCGGACAACUGCGCCGACAGACUACACAACCUGAUGCAGAUGUGUUGGCAGUACAAUCCCAAGAUGCGCCCCACCUUCCAGGAGAUCAUCGAGAUGCUGCGCGACGACCUGCAUCCUUCCUUCCAGGAGCUCUCCUUCUUCUACAGCGAGGAGAACAAGCCGCCUGAGACUGAAGACUUUGACCUGGACAUGGAAAACAUGGAGAGCAUCCCGCUGGACCCGUCGUCCUACUCCCAGAGGGAACAGUGUUCGGACAGGGACGAGGCCUCCUCCAUGGGCCUGAGGGGCAGUUACGAGGAGCACCACAUCCCCUUCACACACAUGAACGGGGGAAAGACCAACGGACGAAUACUGGCCCUACCACGGUCCAGCCCCUCCUAACAUACUGUACACAUCCUGCAUAAACACAUCAUUGCUAUAGAUUUAAAUAUAUUUUUGUUUUUUUGUUGUCGUUUUAUAUAGAUCACACUUUUAUCACUCUCUACAGGAGCCCCUCAGUGCAUAUCUCAGGACAUUAUUUUUCUCCUCAGAUACCACAAACACACACUACAGCAAGUCCAUGUAUGGAUGCCAGAAGACUCUUUUUGUAUUUAAGGACGAACUUGCCGCGUCUCUUUUGUUCAUGAUUGUAGUUUAUGUACUGUAAAUAAUUGCCAAGUUUGUGCUAGACUGGGUGGAUAAUGGAUUCAACUGUGAAACAAACUCUUGACAAACAAGAAGGCUGCUAAACCCACUGUCCCCUUCCCGAGUCCAGACUGUGUCCCUGUCCCCGAAUUCAACAAGAGGCUUCAUCCCCGGGUUGCUACGUUUUGGGAAAAAAAAAAUGAAAGAAAAAAAAGUGCCCUUGUAUUUUGUUUGUGGCCUACAUCAGUUGUCAUGAAACUGUGUCUGAAUCAUUGUACGCAAGCGGAUGACGAACUGAAAAUGAAAGACUUUGGGAACUCUGUCGGAUGGUCAAUGACGGUCCAUCCUCGAACAAACUCUAAUCCACUGGAGAAGCUGGUUGAAGUGGCUUACCUCCUCACACUCUGCAGUAUUCCAAAAUGGCACACAGGAUGAACACAGGACUUAUGUCGGGUUAUAUAUAUUUUUUUAAUUUAUUUACGUGUCUUGCUUUCUUUUUAUUUCUUCUUUCCUCUUUUUUUUUGAGUUUUCACACUUACAGCUGAAGGAUAUUUAAACUGUUUUUCAGAAACAUGUUGGUGAACGAGUUCCUCAGAUUGACCAAUAGCUGCUUCUUUGGUAUAUUUUAGUGGGUAUAGAAGAUAAAAAAAUAUAUAAAUAUAUAUAUAUAUAAAUAUAUUGUUAAUGUUUUUGUACAUAGUUGUUGUCAUUCUUGAGGUAUUUCCGGUCAUAGAAAAAUGUUUUUACAUGUUAGUCUCCUAUGUUUAUUUUUUCUAAUCCAGAAAAUCAUACUAAUUAGCUUUUUUGGACUCAUGAUCAACCAACAGCAUUUGGUCUUUUUGCUACGCGAUGCCCGGGAGAAGGGAGUGUUUGACGUCUUCAGCUUAAGAUGUCUGCCCAUUAUAUCAAGAUCAAAUAAAAAUAGUGCUGUAAAUAAUGCAGCAAGGUGCAUUCACGAGGAGGCUCCCGCAGUGCUUCUGUUAUUUUCCAUUCUCUCAGUACAUGUGUGUUUUUCCAGACAGUGUUGUGUUAUUUCAGUGAACACUGAGGUGGUUGUGUGUGUAUUUAAAAGGAAGUUGUGCUUUUAGCAUGGAGAGGUAAGAGUUUGUUUGUGACAGAGCCAGACGUGCAAAAAUACAAUGUACAUACAUUGAGUGAGAUAGCAUUAUCGAGGCCAAUACAGAUAUUGAUAUUUUCAGAUCAAAGAGAAAUCCUUUUUACACAACCACUAAGUUUGUUGCUCAAAAGUUUUGAUGAAGGUAAAUACUGAGGGAGAAUAUUUUACUUUUUACAUACUGAUAUUUUGCAGAUAAUGACAUUAAAUUCAGCCUCCAGUCUUUGAGGUUUAGUACAAUGAUGCCACCUGCUGGCAAACAUUAAAACAUACUACCGUCUAUGUGAUGUCAUAGUCUACAAGGCCAAGCAUUAAACUUUUUCCAUAUUUUUUUUAUUUAUGCACAAUGUUGAAUAUAUACAACUUUUAAUGAUAAACAAAGCUUUGAAGGUUAAUUGUUUCAAUACUAUCAUGUAAAGGGAGUUAAGAUGAAGUCACGCAGGUAUUCACCACUAAACCUAUGCUACUUGUAUAUAAGUGUCUCCCAUAAAGAGAGACAUAAAGACACAGAUGUUUUUGGUCACUGUAAUAAUUCCUCUGACAAGGACAAAAAUCCACAGACCUCGUUCUAUCUGUCCAUCUGAAGUUAACAUGAAGCUUCAGCAGUCUGAUUUUUUUUUUUUAAAUGUCCUCUCUAUGUGUCGACAGAAUGUUUUUGGCUCAGCAGCAGUGGAGAAAUGGAAAUGCAAACAUGGAAUUUUAUACAAAAAAAAAAUUACUAAAUGAAUGCGGACUGUUUAAGCUUCUUUAAAAGUUAAAAAUGCA